This is a messenger RNA of Eremothecium gossypii ATCC 10895, 327 nucleotides long. RefSeq lists its product as uncharacterized. Lineage: Eukaryota; Fungi; Ascomycota; Saccharomycetes; Saccharomycetales; Saccharomycetaceae. The record is from RefSeq and is marked provisional. The transcript is spliced from 2 exons. The coding region runs from base 1 to 327 and encodes 108 amino acids.
AUGGCUCUCCACAACGUCAGACGCGCCGACCUCACGGCCCAAUACACGCACGUGCUCGCCCCCGACACCGCCUACACCGGCGCCAGCCAGGGCGUGGUGUCGCAGUCCAUGCCAAUGCUGGCCAUGUUCAUGCGCAACAAGUUCCUGGCGUGGUUCUCGCUGCUCACAGCGUGGCACACAUACCUGACCGCGGACCCCAACGCCGUGCGCGACCGCGAGGGCACCGAGGUGGGCCCGAUUAUGAAGCUCGGCAUGGCCGUGGUGGCCGUGGUGGUGUGCUACACCGGUAUGGUUCUGCCGCAGCCCGCGCCGGGCGCGAAACGUUAA